UAUACUAAAGAAGAAGAAGCAAAAUGUAUCGUUGUGGUCGUCUUGCAUUUCAGUCAAAUGAUUAAUGUCUAUUUAUUACUAAAUAAAUAACACCGCAUUAGUAUUCAUCCACAUUUUUAUUGCUAUUGGAGCUAUUGAUCUCUACAAUAACAAAUAUUCAAGUAUUUCGAACCUAUUGGUCGUAAACAUGAUUCCAAAAAAAGCGCUAGUGAAGGAUGCGCACAUUGUAAAAAUCGCCGUGGAGUUGGAGAACCAUUUGCCGCAGUUAAUAAAUUUGGACCAACGACAACCUUUAACAGGUAAAAUACAAGAAAUCUGCAGUUGUUGGGGUAUUGUUGAUCCGGAGAACUAUGCCUUGCAGUUUUGUGAUGUAAAUAAUCAGAAAUAUGUGACAGAAAAAAAUCGCAAUGAAAUUAAAAACGGUUCAGUGUUGCGGUUGCAGUACUCACCGUCGAAAACUGCAAAUGAUACGCUGGAAUCAUUGCGUAGCGGUUCAACGGUGGAAAAGACGAAAUGUUUAAAACAGCUAGCCACCCUUAGCAAAGAUCACACUUUCGCUAUGGAAUUCAUAAAAGAGCAGGGUCUGGGUAUAAUCAUAAAUAUGAUCGAAGAUCAUGCACAAAAAGAUGACGAUAUACUCAAAUACAGCCUGGUCAGCUUUGUAGAACUAAUGGAGCAUGAUACAAUUUCGUGGGAAAUACUGCAAAGUACAUUUGUGCAACGCAACAUUUACAUAGUCUGUAAUUUUCAAGAUUUCCCCAAAGAAUGCACCCAAAGUGCGCUUUCCAAUUUAGAGAAUAUUGUGCAAAAUAGCAGCAAGUACGUGCUAGUCGAAAAGGAGGUCACUUUGCAAGAUCUUCUUCAUUUACUGCAAGAUGCCAACUCGGCCACAAUUCAGCAGAAUGCCAUUGCGCUAAUCAACGCAUUGUUCAUGAAAGCCGAUGAGGCACGCAAACGGCAAAUUGCGCAUACAAUUAGCGCCAAGCCAUUCCGGUUGGCAUUGAUUGGCAAUACUUCGGGGCGUCAAAUGGAGAUGACACACCAGUUGUAUGUUUUGCAAACACUUACUUUGGGUUUGUUAGAGCAAAGAAUGCGCAUGAAAAUGAAUGCACAAGAUCAGGAUGCACAUGAAAAAAUCAAAGAAUUGCGACGUAUUGCAUUUGAUGAUUAUUCCGGGCAAAUGGGCUUGAGUGAUGAGCAGUUGCGUCGUGGUGGUGGAGGUUCGGGUGGAGGUAAUGUGAACUUUUCGCAAUUCUACAAAAAACUCGGUUUCAAAUGUGAUAUAAAUCCGGCACAAGAUUUCAUUGAAACGCCACCAGGUAUUUUAGCUUUGGAUUGUAUGGUCUACUUUGCACGCACCUAUACGCAACAGUAUACCAAAAUCGUGCAUGAGAACUCGUGUCGCGCUGACGAGCAUGAAUGUCCUUUCGGUCGUACUUCUAUUGAGCUGGUAAAGGUACUCUGCGAUAUAUUACGCAUUGGUGAACCACCAGCCGAACAAUCUGCAGACUUUCAACCAAUGUUUUUCACACAUGACCAUCCGUUCGAGGAAUUCUUUUGCAUUUGCAUUAUAACGCUAAAUCGUACAUGGAAAGACAUGCGUGCUACGGCGGAAGAUUUUCAAAAGGUGUUCAGCGUUGUGCGUGAACAAAUAACACGCACACUAAAGGAACGUCCGGAGAAUCUGGAAGAGUUUCGUGCAAAGAUUGCUCUGCUUACUUAUCAAACUAUCACUAACUUACGUCAACAGGAACGCACAUCAAAAGAGGAAUGCGAUUCAACAGCAUCGGCUAUUGUUAAGUUGAAAGAAAAGAUUUCACCACAUAUACUCGAUCUAAUCAAACAACAGCGGCUCUCUUACUUGGUAGAAGGUACUCGAUUUUCGAAAUACUCACGCGGCACACGUUCCAAAGACAAGUUUUGGUAUGCUCGGCUCUCGCCUAAUCAUAAAGUCAUACACUAUGGUGAUUGUGAUGAAAAAACUGUGCCAACGCUUGAGGAGCUCACCAACAAAGUAGCUGUUAUCGAUAUUAAGCAACUACUGGAGGGCAAAGAAUGCCCGCAUAUGAAGGAAAUGCGUACACGCAAAAAUGCCGGCAAUUUGGCUUUCUCCAUUACGUUGGAUAGCAUGGAGAAUACAACUUUAGACUUUGUAGCCCCCGAUGAGACAACAUUUCAUUACUGGACAGAUGGUAUAAAUGCUCUGCUAGGUCAGGAAAUGGCCAGCAAACAGAAGAAAGAAGACUUUGAUACCCUACUAUCAAUGGAAAUCAAAUUGCGAUUACUGGAUACCGAAGGCGUAGACAUUAGCAAAGAUCCGCCGCCAAUACCUGAGGACCCAGAAAAUUAUGAUUUUUGUUUCGAGAGCUAGAGCAUUUUAAACUGGUCUUGCAUGUCCGUAUGUAUGUAUUAUUAUUAUUAUUAUUGUUUUUUUUUUCAAAACAUGCCAAAGUAAAGUAAGUCUAAAUUUAAUAUCAUAUAGUAAUAUGCUUUAUAUGUAUAUCGUAUUUACAGUGCCGUAAUAACACGACUUUUAUAAUAUUUUAUAUAAAGCAUACGAGUAACUAAGCCAAAAACAAAUUAAAUUUUCAUACCAUAUUGAAAUCGAACAAAAUUAUCAAGAAAAUUCUAGUAGACAAGUUCAUAUUUAAUUUGCAAUACUUUUAUAUUUUAAUAAAUUUAUUUAAGCUAAUGCCACAGUUUGCAUUCGUGGUAUAAUCAACGAUUAAA
Molecule: messenger RNA, 2730 nt
Organism: Anastrepha ludens (Mexican fruit fly)
Lineage: Eukaryota; Metazoa; Arthropoda; Insecta; Diptera; Tephritidae
Gene: Ced-12
Product: engulfment and cell motility protein 1
Exons: 4
Coding region: 188-2371 (727 amino acids)
Biological process (GO): cell motility; actin filament organization
Cellular component (GO): plasma membrane
Source: RefSeq, a predicted model, not a curated record